AUGUCGUCUCCACCUUCCAAUCUAGUCCUCAACCCAACCUUCACGGAGCAAGAAUGGCUGAAACAGAUCGACCAAGCCAUCCAACUCGGCCCGGAAACCAUAACCAAAAACCUCUCCUCCAUCUUCAGAGUCCCCGCCACCAUCUCCGUCGCCAAGCCCCAGUCCUACGCCCCAAAGCUCGUCGGCCUUGGACCGCUCCAUCACUUCCAGCGGCGGCUCUACCAGAACGAGCCCCUCAAGCUCGCUGGUGCCGAGCAGGCGCUCAAGCGCUUCAACGUCGCCACCGCCGCCGACUUCCCCAACCUCGUUCGACAAAUCGUCCCCCUGCUUCCGGCCAUCCGACUCUGCUACGACUCCCACCUCGACAUCGCCGACGACACUCUCGCCUGGGUCUUAGCAAUCGACGGCCUUUUCGUCGCCGAGAUGCUCUACAACCCGCAGUUCCUCCUGCCCCGGACGUCGAGUUCGUUCAGCUUCUCGGAGAAGCUACGCGACAUCACCGGCGACAUCGUUCUGCUCGAGAAUCAAGUCCCGAUCUACACUCUGUUUCCGGCGGAGAUUUCGGUGGAUCUGUGCAAGAUGCUAGAAUCGUUCUGCAGGGUGCUCUCACCUUUCAAGCUGCAGGAUUCUGAUUCUGAUGUCGAAUUGAAGCCGGCGCCGAAGCAUCUGCUGGAUCAUGUGUACCAAUUGAUAACGCGGGAGAAAAACAGAGCAGCCUUGCUGAGACGAGAAGAGAGCGAUGUUUCCUCGCCGGCGGAUGAGGAUUCGGUUAUUGCCAUCGGCGGAUUGGGGACUCUGGCCGAUGAUCUCGCCGAAAAAGUAGGUGACGCCAGCGAAGACAUCGGCCCUGUUCAGAACGUCACCGCCGGGAUUGAGAGGCUCGCCCAAAUACAGAUAAGAAGCCCGAUCAGCAGCAUUUUCAGGAUACUCGACAUACUGGGGAUCUCCAGUUUCGUGAACGAAGCACUGGAAGACGAAAUCACGCUUCUCCCAUCAGCCGGAGACCUCAAAGGCGCCGGGGUGAAAUUCGCCGCCACGACCGGCGGCCUGAGAUGCAUCGAAUUCGACGAAUCCGACGCCGUUCUGACCCUCCCUGCAUUCUCCUGGAAACCCAGCAGCGAGAUCGUGAUCCGAAACCUGGUGGCGUACGAGUCCCUGGCCAAACCGGACUCCGCGAUCCUGACCCGGUACACGGAGAUGAUGCACGCCAUGGUCCAGGACAAGAAGGACGCGAAGCUGCUGAGAGAAGACGGGAUCGUGGAGGGGAACAACGCCGCCGCCGGCGACGAGGCGAUGGUUGCUCUGUUCGGCGGGAUGGGCAGGUCGCCAGAUCCGAUGAGCAGGACGGUCCUGGACAAGCCGAUUCUGGAGGUGAAUUCGUACUACAACAGGAAAUCGAAGGUCGUGGCGUCCAAGGUUUUCAAAUUGGGUGUGAAGGCCCUGCUGAGGGUGCUGAUGGUUGUCGCCGCCAUUGCUCUGCUUGUGAUGUUUUCAAUUCAGUCGUACUGUAGCAUCUAUGUGUGCGCCGGGACGACGGGUGGCGGGUUGUUCGGAAUUGGGACCCUGGAAUCGCCGGUGGGACGGCAGAUUGGUGGCGGCGGUGGGAUGUCCUCUUUGUUGUCAUCUGUUUAG
Messenger RNA from Linum trigynum, 1632 nucleotides. The record is from the annotation of a GenBank genome assembly. NCBI's taxonomy places the organism in Eukaryota, Viridiplantae, Streptophyta, Magnoliopsida, Malpighiales, Linaceae.